This is a messenger RNA of Xenopus tropicalis (tropical clawed frog), 4779 nucleotides long. It is a transcript of the gene fanca, whose product is annotated as FA complementation group A. Lineage: Eukaryota; Metazoa; Chordata; Amphibia; Anura; Pipidae. Gene Ontology annotation, cellular component: Fanconi anaemia nuclear complex. Gene Ontology annotation, biological process: interstrand cross-link repair. The record is from RefSeq and is a predicted model, not a curated record. The transcript is spliced from 43 exons. Bases 97 to 4389 code for a protein of 1430 amino acids.
AUGAUCACAGAGCGCGGGUUGGUCUGUCUGUGUGUGGCGGAAGUGCAGUGAAUUGGAGAAGCGGUGUGUAGGCACCGGGGAAAUCUGCCGGCUGUGAUGUCCGCUGUGCCAGGGUUUACACCUAGCGGGCAGAAGAGGAGUCUGGCAGAACUACUGGAUGGCAGAACAAAAAGCCUGAACAAAAAAAGCAACAAUUCAGUGCUCCAGGAGGCUGCUCUGUAUUUGCUAAGUUGCAAUCAAGAUGUCAGUCAGUUCCUCUUGGAGGUAGAAACACCUCCAUAUAAGAAGAAAUGUAACCGAGAAAACCCUGAUACCAUCAAGUCUGAAAUGCCAGCUGUAGCCUUUGUAGGCUCUACAUUAAGAGAUCAGGCAUCACGUUUGAAAAUACCGCCUGGUAUCCUGACCUCUAAAGCUGCAUUGGCUAACAUUCAGCAGAUCUGUCAGGCAUGUAGAGAUAGCAAGUGGAGUGCUGUGUUAAAUCCAGAACAGAGAGAGAAGUUGUGCAAUUUGCUGAAGACUUUGAAGGGCUUGUUGGCUGAGAAUUGCUUCUGCCGUUCACUUUUUUGCAAGGAAAUCUGGAAUUACAGGCACCCCUUAGUGUUGGAAGCUGUGUGGCACUUACACAAUGAUGGUAUUGUGUGUCUAGAGGAAAUUUUGGAGAGCUAUAGGGACUCAACUUCUGCUGUUGACUGGUUGUUUAGUGAAAUAUGUUCAUUGUGUCUGUAUAUAGACAGUUCAUCCUUCGCUGAAAACCUUCCUAAACAGAUGCUAUCUGACUUCCAGGCUUUGUUAGUUGGAAAUGGUUUCCAUCGUUCUUCAGGGACUGAGAAAAAUUUGGAACCGAAUAAAAAUAAAGAGAUCUGCCUUUCCAUUUUGGAUAAAUUACUUUCAUGGUUGCUUGAUGCUGUUAGUAUAGAAAAAUCUGACAAGUUAUCCAAGUCAUCUGCAGAGCAACACUGGUUAAGUACCUUUGAGGUUCACAGGUAUAGAGCAUGUGUGGUUCCAGAAUCUAUUGAAGAGUUUUUUAUCCAUUCACUGACUCAGGUUUUCACAUUCAAGCCAAAGCUGAAAGUGUCGGAUGCCAUACAGUGCCAGGCAAACUGGAGUUUUGUGAAAGCUAACCCAUUGCUGACGGAUUUGUACCGUAAGCUUUUUGUUGCUCUUAGCGCAGAGAAACUGAUUGCUCACAUACAGCUGGUCUUGGACACCCAGGAGGUAAAUUGGCAUCAUGUAUUGACUUGUGUUUCCUGCUUGGUUAUAUGCCUACCUGAAGCUCAACGACUUAUUAAAGAUCUCCUUUGUAGGAUUUUGACACAUGCUUUUGAGAAUUAUGAGUUGGAAGGUUUGAUCACUGCAUUCUUAAUUGUAAGACAGGCUGCCUUGGAAGGUCCUGCUGCCUUUAUGUCCUAUACAGAGUGGUUCAAGUGUACCUUUGGAGCUGCUAAUUCUUAUCACAGCAACAGCAAGAAGUCUCUGGUUUUCUUGUUGAAGUUUCUCUCUGAUCUUGUUCCCUUUGAAGCUCCUCAGUACUUAAAGGUACAUGUUCUGCACCCACCAUUUGUACCCCCUAAGUAUCGCCCCCUCUUGAUGGAAUAUAUCUCCUUGGCAAAAACCCGCCUAACAGAUAUGAAAGUUUCUAUUGAGGACAUGGGUUUGUAUGAGGACUUGUCUGCAAGACCAAAUAUAGUUCAGCUAAAGUCUCAAGCACACCAAGAUGUAGAAAAAGCGGUGAAUAUAUUUGAGAACACUGGCAAGAUUCCAGCUAGUGUAAUGGAAGCCAGCAUAUUUCGCAGACCAUAUUUUACAUCUCGCUUCCUACCUUCCCUCCUCACCCCUCGUGUGCUCCCUGCUGUUCCAGAUGCGCUCAUGCUGCUUAUUGAUUCAAUGAAAAGAGCAGAUAAGAUCCCUACAAACAUGUUUGACACAUAUCUAGAAGCUUGUGAUCAAGAAAAGCAGAGGAAGCAAGAAGGGAGGGAGCAGAGAGAUCAAUCUCUUCCCGAAGAGCCCCUAGGAAGACUGCAGUUAGCUCUCUCUGACCUUCGGCCUCUCGUCACAGAUACAAACAGAUAUAAAGAUGUAUCAGCGCAAGUGGCUGUAAUUUCAGACAGACUUCUUGCGGUCAUGGGGAAGCAGAAGGUGAAUGAUGACCAGGUAGCUGCAGAGCUUUUUAAAGCUGAAACUGAAGCACAGUUAGAUAUCCAGGAGCAGACAGUGGCUGAUCUACUCUUAACCUGCUUCUGCCAGUGUCUUAUGGCUGCAUCUGGUACCAAUCCACCAGACAGACAGGGACAGUGGCCAACCGUAUAUGUGAAGAUGCUGUGUGGACAUCAGUGGGCUUUCUCUGCGGUACUAAGCAGAAUGUUACAGCUUUUGUGUUUCCAGGCUUCUUUCUUGAAAGACUCGCACAUUGUUGGUCUUGCUGCGUUCUCCAUCCAUUUAAAUGAGUGCCAAACUGCACUCCAGUUCCCUAGAACAGGGGUUCAAACUCUGGAACAUUACUGGGAAAAUCUGCUUAAUCACCUCUGCUCAGACUCAGUUGGAGAGUGCCUAAAGUUCUGCACUGCAGCCAUUUCCUAUGCAUUCUGCAGGUUUUCUCUGCUUCGUGAAGAUAAUUUUUCUGGCUGUGUUCCUCCGUUAUUUCUUCGCAAGCUUCAAUACCUGGUCCCAAGGUUGGUUUGGGAAACUCGCGGAGAGGUUUUUAGAGAUGAGGAGGUGGAUUCACUUGUUACUUGGAGCUUCUAUUUCUCUGCUGACUGGAAGAAAGCAGCUCUUUUGCUGUGGAACCAGAGUUGUCUACAGGAUCUGCUAAGGGAGAAGUCCAACCAGGUAACAUUCAUGGAAUGGCUUCUUUGGGAAAUGGAACUGAAACCCAGUAAUGAUGUACUGUGUGACACAGAUAGGCAUGAGUACCAGCGCUGGGCUGUGAAUCACUACUUGUCUGAAUCCUCUGUUGUUGGUGGCUGUAAUGGAGAUUUAGAGAGAGCCUGCGUAAUGAUAGCUGAUUCAGUCCUGGAAUUCAGCAGCAGGCACACAAAGCAUUCAGAAAGGGAACUCAGGAAUAUUUCCAUGUUAAAAGGUUAUACAGGCAUGGGCGACAUCUUGUGCAGAUUACAGGAGCUGAUUUGUGAUAUAGUGACAUCAAAUCAUUGGAAAGGACGCAGGCAUUUCUUUUUUGACGUAUUUUAUCAGCGGCUGGAAUUACACCAGGGCAAAAAGGAAUUAAGUGUCCACCUAACAAGGCAAGGAGUACUGGAGAUGUGCUGCAGGAUUCUUCUUGGACUUCCACCUAUCUUUCUGAUCAACACGACAUCUGAAAAUGGCCUGCAUACUCUUGACUCAGAGGAUUUCUGCCAAUUCGUAAAUAAGGAAUUGAAAAACAUUGGGCCUCGAGGAUAUGCCUUACCAUACAAUAUCACAGCCCACUUUUUUAGGGGUGUUAUAAGUGCCAGUGUACAGUGUGAAGAUUCUUCCGAAGCAGUGAAUUCCAUCUUUUCUGCAACCUAUUCCAUGUGCCCAGUCCUCCUCAUCUCAGCUGCAUUGUGGUGGCCUCAGCUGGAACCAGUUUUGAAAAGCCAGUGGCGCUCUCUUUUUAAGGUAGAUUUACCUAAGGAGCUUAGAACACUCAUGGAACAACAGUCAGCUGUAGAUAGCUGCCUUUCCCAGGGAGCCACCAGUCAGCAACCAUUGACCCUCUCUGGUACCCCCUGGCUCUCUGCUGCAUUUUUAUAUUCUACAGUCCAGAGGAAAAAUCUGCCAUGUAGUCGAAUGCUUGAAAUUCUCGAUGGUUUGGGCUCAAACAUUAGUACGGUGCUGAUAUCCCUUCUUUUCUUUUCAGUAAUGGAUAUAAUAUAUAUGUUGCUUAAGGAUGGAAAGAAACACAAGGAUUUGCUGGACAUCUGUGUGCGCAUUAUUCAUUGUUUAGAGGAGAAGGGAGAAACAUGGGUGUGGCUCUUCCAGAUGGGAGAAGAGAGGAAGCCAGAAUUCAGUCUUCAUCUUCACAGAACAGCCUCAGAUGUAUUUCUUAAUCUUCUGCCAUUUGCUUUCUUUUGGAUUGUCCCUUUACUUCAACUGGAACAGGUAGUCCAGCAGCAAGAUUUCCUUUUUGUUGCGCUGAACAUGUACUAUAAGCUCCUUCAGCUCUUUGUAGAUGGAAGUCCUCUUUCCAGCUUGCCACCAGAAUCCCAGCACCAUGAUUCUUAUGAUGUCUUAACCUGUGGCCGCCAAUUCUUACUGUCCUGUGUUCCUAAGUGCCAAAAGCCCAGCUCUUCAUUCAUGAACCAGAUGUUAGAAUCAUGGGAGGAGUGUGACCCUGAGCUGGCUGCAGUUCUGAGGAGUUCUUUCAAGGCCCCAGAUGACUAUGAUGAUUUGUUUUCAGAGCCUGUCUUUUAAUGAACCAUUUGCUUUCUAAACCUCUAUCUGCUUAACAGUAAAAUUUGUCUUUUCCACAUAAAAAAGGAGGGAUUAAGUUAUGUUGUGUUUAAUUUAUUUUAACAAUAUCCAUCCUACCUAUGUCAUGAAUGGCUGAAAUCAUACUCAAAUUUCUAUAGAAAUACUGUUUGUUACAUAGUUCCUUUUCUUUUGGGAUUGACUCUAUUGUGCAUUAUGUGGUCAACAAAGCAGUAAGGAUUACGCAUAAAAAUAAAACCUCAAGUCUCUUUGCCAUCAAAUCCUGUCUGUUUUAUACUUUGUCACUAUAAAAACAUGGUAAAAACAAGAUGUCUAACAGAGGACAAUGCCUUAUUAUACAAACAAUAAAACUUUACAAAAAUUUUUAAAUUU